UAAUAAUAAUAUGUCGUCGCCGCCACCACCCGCCCGACCCCUCCCGUUUGCUCGGAUGAGAUCAUCGGGCCGGGCACUGUGCGUGAAAGAGAAGUGAAAGGGAAAAUCGUAUUUAUUUAAUAUUAUUAUCAUCGUUGUUCGGCUAUAUCUAUAAUAAUAAUAACGAUAUUGGUCCAUUGCCGUAUAGUAAUAAUAAUUGUACAGACACUAUAGGCGCACCGUUCCAUUAUCAAUAUUAUUAUUAUUAUUAGUAUUAUUAUUGCCGUGUAAGUAAUAGGUAUUCCGCUCUCGAUUCAACAGUUGUGAUCGGGCUCAGAGCAAACGAAUUAACGAGAUCGAACCGCCGGGUCUGUCGCACAUUAAACUUUAUCGAAUACUUCGUUUCGAAUUUCUCGUUUGGUACAAUACGCUGUACGUUUUUGCAAACGAGUACAUCAAAUCAAUCGAGUUUUGUGUUCUGUCGCCGUUACGAUAGUGGUAGUGUAUGUCCAUUCAUUCGUCUCAUUCCACUGUACCUACGGUUGUUAUAAUAUCGUCUUAAAGGGGCCCCACUUUGCUGUUGUGUCGUAUUUCUGGCGACGGUUUGAAGAUGAACAAAAAGUGUGCUAGAUGUGAUAAAGUUGUUUAUCCCAUUGAAGAGCUCAAAUGUCUCGACAAGGCUUGGCAUAAACAAUGUUUCAAAUGUCAGUCGUGUGGCAUGACACUGAACAUGAGAAAUUACAAGGGAUUCAAUAAAGAACCUUACUGUGAAGCACAUAUUCCAAAGGCAAAACAUACAACUGUAGCUGAAACACCGGAGUUAAAAAGAAUUGCAGAAAAUACAAGGUUACAAUCAAAUGCCCAAUAUCAUGCUGAGUUUGAAAAGACUAAAGGAAAACUAACACAAGUUGCAGAUGACCCAGAAACAUUGAGAAUAAAAGCUAAUUCGAAAAACAUAAGUAAUGCAGAGUAUCAUGGAGAUUUUUUGAAAAAAGCAGAGAUGGAACAACGUAGACAUUUAUCGAAUGGGAACAAUGCAGCAAAUAAUAAUGAACCACUAAAAAAAAAUGUUAUUGCAAACACAACAACUCAGAAUAUUGAUCAUAACAAUACUAUUAAACAAAAUAAAGUACAGCAAAGUUACAACGGUGGAAACACUAGAUAUGCGCCUCAAAAAGUUGAAAGUACACAGCAUCAUACUAGAGUAGAGGAGUCUUCAGCUAAAAUUCCUGCAUGUUUAAAUCGUCAAUCGUCUACUUUAAUUUAUUCAUCUGAUAGUGGAGAUUUAAUUAACAGUGCAUACAACAAUCACAUUGGUUCAAUAGCUGACUAUGAUCCUAUUAAAAAGCAACCGUCAUAUGGUGGUGUUAAAUAUACUAACAAUUCUGAAAGUCAAAACUAUAACCUCGGGAGAGUUUACCGAGCCAUGUAUGAUUAUGAAGCUCAAGAUUUGGAUGAAGUUUCAUUUACUGAUGGAGAUUUAAUUGUCAAUUGUGCUGCUAUAGAUGAUGGUUGGAUGACAGGUGUUGUACAGAGAACAGGUGAAUCUGGUAUGCUACCAGCUAACUAUGUUCAACCUGCUGCUAUUUAAUUCUGAUGAAUAAUUUUGUUACAUAUUAUUUGUUAAUGUUUAUACUAUGGCGAAAACAUAAUAAUUUUAUAUUAAUAGUAACUUGUUUCUACUAAUUCCCAAAACUAAUUUAUAUGUAUUACUGCAGCUAAAGAAAUUAAUAGCAACUAACUAUGUGAUAUCAUACUUGUUAAACUAAAACUAAAUAUAAGAUCACUUAUUAUAAAUAAUUUAAAAAAAACAUUCCUAAAUAAAUAUAAAAAAAACCUAUUAGGUGAAAGCAACAUUCCAGUAUUUGAAACUAGUAUUGACAUAUUUUUAUUGUAUAACUUAAAAGUACAUUUUUAUAUUAUUUGCACUAGCAAAGUAAUUAACAUGAGAUUAAAAUUAUUUUAAAUUUAUAAAUAAGUAUAAACUAAAUAUGUGCUUACUCUUUUUUUUUUUUGUAUAAAAAUUAAUUUAUUUUUAGACUUAAUAAAAGUAAUAUUAUUUUAAUAUUGUUAUGAAAAAUUCAAAAAUAUAUAAGGUAUUAUCUUAGUAAAUUAACUAUCUUCCAAGAAAUUUAUUUAAAUGAAAGCUUAUUUUAGUUUUACAUAAAAUAUAUCUUCAAUUUGUAUCACAUACUGUCAAUGAAAAAAUAAAUAUUUUUAUUAUAAUUAAACCUUAUUUUGAAAUAUUACCCUAUAUAGUAUAUUAUUUAUUUUUGGGUAGAUGCAUACUAUUUCUGUUAUUCCCAUGUUUUUUUUUAUAUAGUAUUAUUAUUAUAAUUAUUAUAAAUUAAUUCUUCGUAAUUGUUAAUUUUUUUUAUUGUUAUUAAUUGAUUACGAUUUUACAUAGUAUUUUUUCGUUUAUUGAACAUUAUGUUUUUUUUAUUUAAAAGCUUAUCAUAAUAAGAACUAUACACGAUUAUAUUAUACUACAUAUUUUGAUAUGAACUAUGUUUUUCCAAAUAUUUAUACAUAUAAUUUAAAGUAGAUAAGACAUUCUUUUUAUAUAAAAUAAAAUUUUCAUCCAUAUCACAAAUUUAAGUAUUUAUGUAGAUUAUAGUUAUUAAAUUUUGAUGUAAUCCAUACAGAAUCUUAAGCUUGUAUAUUUGUUAUAUUAGCACAAAUUUCUCAAUAAAAAUAACAUCAUUAUAUUUGCUUAUGAAACAGAGGUUAGUGAUAAUGAGUAUAACUGGAAAUUUAGAAGUAU
Molecule: messenger RNA, 2743 nt
Organism: Aphis gossypii (cotton aphid)
Lineage: Eukaryota; Metazoa; Arthropoda; Insecta; Hemiptera; Aphididae
Product: LIM and SH3 domain protein Lasp
Exons: 9
Coding region: 590-1570 (326 amino acids)
Cellular component (GO): focal adhesion
Molecular function (GO): actin filament binding
Source: RefSeq, a predicted model, not a curated record